Ascochyta rabiei is the source of this 1362-nucleotide messenger RNA. Its product is annotated as Protein transport protein sec20. Bases 1 to 1362 code for a protein of 453 amino acids. The record is from RefSeq and is a predicted model, not a curated record. Lineage: Eukaryota; Fungi; Ascomycota; Dothideomycetes; Pleosporales; Didymellaceae. Gene Ontology annotation, biological process: retrograde vesicle-mediated transport, Golgi to endoplasmic reticulum. Gene Ontology annotation, molecular function: SNAP receptor activity. Gene Ontology annotation, cellular component: SNARE complex; endoplasmic reticulum. The transcript is spliced from 2 exons.
AUGGCGCCUCUACCUCCCACCAUUCAGACGCUCUCCACCCGUCUGACCGCUCUGACAGAGGCCAACAAGUCUGUCGGCCAACUCACACAGCGACUUGCCAAGUUAGACUUCCAGCCUGGAUCUCAGCCGCUGAACGGUGAAGAGGGGGAUGUGCGUCUGGAACUCAGUGCUGAGAUACACGAGAACUUGAAAGGCAUUGAAGAGGAGCUCGAGCUGCUGAGACAAGAGGUUGAAGAUGUCCUGCAGCAGGGCUCUGGACUCUCUGGAAAACGACGAGACAGUACAAGGGAGAGUGAGCGAUCUAGGCUUGCAGUUCUCCUUGCACGGUUAACAGAGGACUUGAAGUUAUCAAGAUCGCAAUACCGCAAAGCCCAACUUAGCGCCAAACACAACGCCGAACGCGCAAAGCUCAAGGAACGAGAGCUCCUCUUCUCGAGCCUGCAAUCCGGCGCCUCGACACCGUCAUCCGCCUACCGCCAACGCAAGCAAAACAAAGGCCUUGCGGAAGAGGAAAUCGUCGCGCAAGCCUCCUCAGACGUUACAGCCGCCCUACGACGAACACACCAGUUGAUGCAAAGCGAGCUGUCGCGCUCUCGAUUUGCCCAAGAAACUCUCGAACAAUCCACCGCCGCACUCGCCGACCUAGGGGAGAAGUACUCUGACCUCACCACGCUCCUCGCAAACAGCAGGACCCUCGUCACCACCUUGCUGAAGAGUACCAAAAGCGACACCUGGUACCUCGAAACCACAUUCUACAUUCUCAUCACGACCAUUAUCUGGCUGAUCUUCCGCCGCUGGCUAUACGGACCGCUAACGUGGUUCCUUGUUUGGCCGCUCAAGCUGAUAUUUCGUGUCGUCUUCGGCGUUGUUGGGUUCAGCACCGCAGCAAGCGCAACAUCAUCUAGCAUUGCAGUCGCCUCGGAACCAAGCACAAGUCUCAUCGUCAAGCCCAGCGCUACAGGUGGCGCACCUAGACGGAACAGCGAUUCCAGCGCUCCACCACCGCAGAAGUACGUACGCGUUGGCGGCGGAGGCAGAGGCUAUCGCCAAGGAGAUCCAAGUCCGCCCGACUCGUUAUCUCAGCAAGUCGGCCAGAUGGCAGAGCACACGCAACAGCAGCAACAGGAGGAGGUGGCGGAGCACCCUCAGUUAAGGGCGAACCGACAGCAGCCAGACAAAGAGGGCCCUGUGGUUCGAGGCGAUGGGACGGUGUUGGAAGAAAGCGACAAGCCGAGGAAUCCGAAGAAGAAGAUGUGGGAGGAGGAUGUAGAGAGUGCGAAGCAUGGUCAAGCGCAGCAGGUGCAGCAGCAGGUGCAGCAGCAGGAAGGAGUGGGGCAGAGGAGGAAGCGGGAUGAGCUGUAG